Messenger RNA from Cryptotermes secundus, 2511 nucleotides. RefSeq lists its product as uncharacterized. NCBI's taxonomy places the organism in Eukaryota, Metazoa, Arthropoda, Insecta, Blattodea, Kalotermitidae. The transcript is spliced from 9 exons. The record is from RefSeq and is a predicted model, not a curated record. Bases 178 to 2511 code for a protein of 777 amino acids. Gene Ontology annotation, molecular function: transmembrane transporter activity. Gene Ontology annotation, cellular component: membrane.
AAAUAAAUAUUUCGAGCUGAUAAAUCGUUCUCAAAUUUGAUAUUCGUGCUGUCGCGCGGACUGAGUGCGAAGGAGGGGGGCACUUCUUCAGACCGGCCCCUCUCCCGCAACUUGCAGAAACCCAGUGUGCCCCUUCUCUCGGGAUUGCUCUGAACUAUUCUAGAAAGGGGAGAGGAAAUGCGGACAGGUGAGCUAGAAGUAGCAAAGUUCUGUGAGGUGAACCAGCGCUACGAGACGCAAGUUAAUGAUGAAGAGGAAAGUGCAGUGAUAUACAGUGAAAUGACGGCCGCCAAAAUGGUCUUCACGUCUCUGUUCGUGCUCUACCCGUACCUGACAAUUCACAUGAGAGAGCUGGGAAUCAACGUGGAGGAGACAGCCAUCAUGUCGGCCGUGACUCCGGUUGUGGCUAUUGUGAUGCCGCCUAUUGCAGGCAUGGUGGCGGACCGAAUAGGAAAUUUCAGGAUUCUGCUGUCGGUGUUCUCGUCGCUGGGGGGCGCCGCCUCGCUGCUGCUGCUCCUGGUGCCCGUGGGUAGAGUUACUGUCACCUACCCAGAACGUGUCAUCUUCAGCGUGGGAUGUGGAGGGGGAAGGGACGGGUACCUGGACCUGGUUAUGAGCGGAGACCCGCCAUGCAGCUACGUACCUUCCAUCAGGCUCGGGAAGAUACAGCAGGUGGAGAUGACACUGGAAGCUUGUGGAUUCAUCUGUGAUUCUUCAAUUGGCGGCCAAGUAACUGCAGUGUUGCCUGCUGUGUCAACAAAUGAGAAGGACACUUCACAACGCAUCCUUCAGACAACCCGCUAUGACGUCAUCGUUGGCAGCCGUGUCCCCAACGAGACGAAGGAGACCUACUCCUAUACACUUUCUUCUGAAGAAAUGCCCGAAACCUCAGACACAGACCGUGACUUGAGGAGCCACCGCUUCAGGAAGAACAAUGAAUUUUACCGAACCUCUGUUAGAAGUGCUUCAAACAAUUCUUAUUUCUUCCCAACCACCGGUCUCUACAACCUGAGCUGUGUUCUUGUAGACGCCAAGUAUGACUGUAGGUUUGGCAAGAACGCUAGUGCCCAGGGAGCGCCGAAGGUGCAGACACCCAGGGAGCGGUUCAAGACGAGUCUGUUUCUUGCUAACAAGAGCAACAACAUGUUUCUAGCAACGGGUUUAAGCAACUGGGUUGCUACUGAAACCGGCAACGGGUCUGCGACAUCUAGAGAAAAUGCAAAUGCGACAUGCAGUGAUGUCUACACUCAGGCUGGCCGGAAAGUCAGCGUUUCAGUGCCGUUGCAAGAUCCCGACCGUACCGUGCAGCUGUCCAGCUGCCGUGCCCGGUGCCUCGUAACAGCUCCGCGACAAGAUGUUUGCUCGAACCUCGAGAUAGAAGAGACAUAUGACAUCAGCCUGACUUUCUGGAGCUAUCUGGCCAUCAGGGUGUUCAUAGGCAUGAUCGGAGGGACGGCCUUCGCCAUGUUCGAGGGUGCAGUAAUCGCUAUCCUGAGGGAACAGAACGCGGACUAUGGGCUUCAGAGGAUCUACGCCACUAUCGGGGGCAUGAUCAGCUCCCCCCUCUCCGGCCUUCUGAUCGACUACGCGAGCAGAGGCAAAGGCUACACCGACUUCAGGCCAGCCUUCUACCUGUACGCGGGCCUCAAGAUAGCCAGCGGUCUGCUCAUGCUGACAAUGAACCUGGAGUUCAAGUCGCCCGCAACUAACGUCCUGUCUGACGUCAUGUCAGUGAUACGAAACGUCGAGAUAGUCGCCCUCUUCAUCGCCAUCUUCGUGCUCGGGACUGCAUGGGGUUACAUUGAGAGCUUCCUGUUCUGGCUGCUGCAAGAUCUGGGGGCCUCCCGCUCUCUCAUGGGGAUAACCAUCACAGUUGGCGGCGUUGCUGGGAUUCCUCUCCUUGUGCUCUCUGGUCCAAUAAUUGACAAGAUAGGACACGCUAAUGUUCUAUUCAUUGGCUUCAUAUUCUACGCCAUCAGACUCUUUGGUUACUCCCUCAUCUACAACCCGUGGCUGUGUCUGAUUUUUGAGGCAAUGGAGAGUGUGACAUCAUCCCUCUCUUUCACUGCAGCCGUCACAUACGCAGCGAAACUGUCCACCACAACCACGGACUCCAGUGUACAAGGUUUACUAGGGGGCCUCUACUUUGGCGUAGGCAAAGGAGCAGGCAGCCUUAUCGGUGGGUACAUGAUGAAGGCAUUUGACACCCGCCCCACCUACCGCAUAUUUGCUGUAGCCUGCACGGUCACGGGGAUCUUGUAUUUCCUCUUCAACAAGUUCUACCUCCGCAAGAGACCUCAGGUUCGAACCCAAUUUUGUUGUUCGCUCCACAGUUUUGUGAACAUUUUCAGGCCCAUGGACAGUUGCAUUGUACCAUUACUCCAUUUUGGAUUACAACAACACCCCUCUCUUUCGUCUCGCAUUCCUACCUCAAGGAAAGGACAACGCUCACGAGAUCAUGAUGUUCCUAUUUCAUCUUUUGAACUAUCUGACCAAUUUUCACGAAACUGA